GAGUUAAAGAGAAAGGAUGUUGAUCUUUGUGCUCCCAUUCUGAGAUGAAUUUGAUUUUAAAAAUGACCAGUACAGUCUUCAAGAACUUAUACAUUAUUGCCAUCCUGAACUUAAAGAGAUAACUAACACAAAUACAUAUAUUGGCCGUAAAGUAAUGUUCAUCUUUGAUGGUCUGGAUGAAAGCAAACUUCCAUUAGAUUUGUGGCAGAACAAGAAGUUGAGUGAUCUAACAGAGAUGUCAUCAGUGGAUGUGUUGCUGACACACCUUAUCAAAGGAAAUCUGCUUCCCAAAGCUCUCCUCUGGAUAACAUCCAGACCAGCAGAUGCCAAUCUCAUACCCUGCAUCAACCAAAGGACGAGGGUUCAAAGACAAACAGAAAGAGUAAUAUUCCAGGAGAUGGUUCAUUGACAAGCGAUUCCGUGAAAAGAAGCUGGCCAGUAGAAUUAUGUCAUAGACAAAGGGAAUGAGGAGUGUCUACAUCAUGUCACAUACCAGUCUUCUGUUGGAUUACUGCAUUGGUUUUUGAGGAAAUGUUGUGUGAAGAUGAGUGAUGAGAUCACAACUCUUGACUGAGAUGUACACUCACCUUGUGUUUAUUCAGACAGACCUAAAUAAUAAGAAGUAUGAUGGGCAAAAUGAGCAUGAUCCACAAAGAAUCCUGGAAAAAAACAAAGGAAUCAUUCUCAAACUGGGGUAGCUGGUAUUUGAUGAGCUGGUAAAGGGAAUAUCAUAUUAUGUGAGGAUGACCUGAGACAGUGUGGAAUUGAUGUCAGUGAAGCAUCUGUGUACUGCUUUGAAGGUGUACUGCUUUGUUCUCCUGAGCUUUCAGGAGUUUCUUGUUGCUCUUUAUGUGUUAUACUGCUGUGUGACCAAUGUCAUGACGUUGGAUUGAUUAAUGUGACGACAGCUGUUCAUCAAAUGAUUAACUGUUUAAAUGUGAUUAAAUUAAUCAGGUAAUUAUUAAGUCAGUAACCUGGGGCACCAUGGAAGAGUUUCUAUUUCCCAAAUGAACUCAAAGGAUAUCAGAACAUUGAUUUUACAACAGUCGCAAAUGUAUUUAUUUCCUCUACAGUCUCAUUCUGAACGUGGCAUAAUCCGGGAAUCUGCACAAACCCGAGUCCCACUAAAUAAGUCCGUACCACACCACUUGAGUUGAUUAUUUAUUUACUAACAAGCUAAAAUUAUAAUAUAAGAUACACAUACACACAAUGUGAGCUAUUGAUUAGAACUUAGUACACUGAAACACAUCCCUAGCGGGCCAACACAAUAUGAUGUGUGUUACACAAAAUGGGGAUUUCAAAAGAGAGAGAAAGAGAUAGAGUGCAUGAGAGAAAAGCACACUUGGGUACAUUUGUAAACUACGCUUAGUUUAACCCUAACCUUGCCCAGAACUGCUUCUGGGUUAGAAUGUAAUGAUGUAAUUAUGUGUCAAAGGUCGCCCUCUGAUGGGGUAUCACCUCGUGGACUUGUUUCACCUUCUCCUCUGAUGGGGUAUCACCUCGUGGACUUGUUUCGCCUUCUCCUCUGAUGACGGCACUUCUUCGGUUACGGGGGUGUAACUGUCUGAUUGUCCCCAAAGUCAGUGUCCUUUCUCUUAGUGGUCUGUUUCCUCGCCUUGUUCUGAAAGAGGGGUCUUCUGAGGACGGCUAAUCUGCCAUAUAGGUGGUUCCAGCGUGGGAAUGAAAGCAGUGUAGACACACGAUUCCUUGGAGAGAAUAAUCGGAUGGUCCUGCUUAGACACAAAAAGGUUCCUUUGUUUUCUUUAGCCCCAUGUUGCGUUUUGGGGUUACAACUCAUUGGACCUUGGCUGCAGCUUGUGGUCCCUAGUCAUAAUGUUCAUUCUUAACUCACAUGUUUUAUACCCUCGGGUCAGAAAUGGACGUUUCUGUCUUUAGGCCAAGUUCUCUGGGCGUAACUAGUUACGAGGCAAGGUCUUGAUUUUACUCAGAUCCAAUUUAGACAAGUAACUUCACAUUUCAUCUUUACAAAAACAUUCUCUUUCAUCUGUACAUUUUCCACACAACGUACAUUCUGAAAACGUCAGGUACACAUGGUAAAAACUCUUCAAGCUAGAAUGUUGUUUUCGUUAUAACAUCGUCUUAACUUUUAAUAACAUAACAAAAACAACAUUCAUUUUCAUGUUCCAUCUAUCGUCAUUGCUAACAUAUUGGCUGACAAAACAUAUUGUCACAAAGUCCAUUUAUUGCAUGUUACUGUUCUGGAGUAGGUUCUCCAUAGGCCCAUCAUACAUUCCAUUCAUCCAUACUGAGAGGAAAAGGGGAUUUUGUCUGCUGCCUUAAGAUUUAUAAUGGGCGUGAGGUGUCAUAAAAAAAAUAAUCUCCAUACCUCUCGAUCUCUUCCCCACUGAUGGGUGUGAAAGAUAACCUGACCCAAACAGGCCAGUCAUGACACCAAGAACAUCAAGAGCCUGGAGUCUUUUAUGAAGAAUGUGUCUACAGAGCUUCCCUUGAAUGAGUUGCUAAAGAUGAUUGUGGAUAAAGCCUUGAGAUUGAUAAUGGACACCUGGACCUGUUCAUCUGCUUCUUUCUUGGCAUCUCACUGGGAUCCAAUCAGUCUUCUAAAAGGUCUACUUCCACAGACACUGAACUGCUCAGAUGCUUUUGAGGAAACUAAGGAAUACCUCAGGGAGCCUUCCAUAAGGAAUGUCUCACCUGAUAGGUACAUCCAUCUCCUCCUCUGCUUGACUGAGAUGAAAGACAACUCUGCACAUGAGGUUCCUGGAUUCAGGAUAUAAAACAGACACAACAUUUUCAGAAACAAACUGCUCAGCACUGGCCAAUGCACUGCUGAUGCCAAGGUGUGUUCUGGGUGAGAUUGAUUUGAGGAAAUACAACAUAUCAGAAGAGAUGUAAUGUAGGAAGGCAAAACUGCCUGACUUUACACCUUCUGAGGAGUACUGUGAAACACUGGCCUCCAUUCUACCAUCAGCAGACUCACCUCUGAGAGAGCUUGACCUAAAUGUCAGAGUGACACUGCAUAAUUAAGAUUUGUAUUAUGACAGGGGGGUUCGGGAUGUUGAGGAGCACAGACGGAAUGUUCUUUUUGAUUCACUGAAAGAGCCACACCUUUAACUGGAGACACUGAGGCUGUCUGGCUUCACUCUCACACUCACAUGCAAGCAAUGUGAAUCACUGGCUUCCAUUCUCCAAUCUGCAGACUCACCACUGAGAGAGCUUGACCUGAGGAACUUUCAACUGUUUUAUGAUGAUGAUCAUGAUGAUUAUGAUGAUGAUGGCAAAAUGACAAUCCUCCUUACUUCAUUGAAAGGUCCACACUCUAAAUUGGAGACACUAAGGCUAAACAGAUGUUCCCUGACCAAGAAAUGUUGUGAAGUGUUGGCAUCAGCUCUCAAGGCAAGCCUCUCUUCCCUGACAAAACUGGACCUGAGUCACGAUGACCUGCACGAUACAGGAGUGAAAUGGCUCUCCACUGGUCUGCAGAAUCCAAACUGUAAACUAGAGAUACUAAGGCUAUCAUUCUGUGGCGUGACAGAGGAGGACUGUAAUUAUCUGGCAUCAGCUCUGAGGUCCAACCCCUCCCAUCUUAGAGAGCUGGACCUGAGCUUCAAUCACCCAGAAGAAUCAGGCUUGAAGGUUCUUUCAGCUAGACUGGAGGAUCCACACUGUAGACUGGAGAAACUCGACGUGGACCAUAAUGAAGAGUUCUGGGUGAAACCAUGGCUAUUUAGGAAGUAUGCUUGCAAGCAAACACUGGACCCAGACACAGCACACAGACGCCUCUCUCCCUCUGAGAGGACCGAACAGGUGAGGGUGAUGGAAAAUAAUCAACAAUAUCCUGAUCAUCCAGAGAGGUUUGAACACUGGCCACAGGUGCUGUGUAAAGACGGUCUGACUGGGCGAUGUUACUGGGAGGUACAGUGGAAUGGGAUUGAGACUAAAAUUGGGGUGCACAGUGGAACAGGAUUGAGACUAAGAUCAGGGUGCACAGUGGAACAGGAUUGAGACUAAGAUCGGGGUGUACAGUGGAACAGGAUUGAGACUAAGAUCGGGGUGCACAGUGGAACAGGAUUGAGACUAAGAUCGGGGUGUACAGUGGAACAGGAUUGAGACUAAGAUCGGGGUGCACAGUGGAAUGGGAUUGAGACUAAGAUCAGGGUGCACAGUGGAACAGGAUUGAGACUAAGAUCGGGGUGUACAGUGGAACAGGAUUGAGACUAAGAUCGGGGUGCACAGUGUAAUGGGAUUGAGACUAAGAUCAGGGUGCACAGUGGAACAGGAUUGAGACUAAGAUCGGGGUGUACAGUGGAACAGGAUUGAGACUAAGAUCGGGGUGCACAGUGGAACAGGAUUGAGACUAAGAUCGGGGUGCACAGUGGAACAGGAUUGAGACUAAGAUCGGGGUGUACAGUGGAACAGGAUUGAGACUAAGAUCGGGGUGUACAGUGGAACAGGAUUGAGACUAAGAACGGGGUGUACAGUGGAACAGGAUUGAGACUAAGAUCGGGGUGCACAGUGGAAAAGGAUUGAGACUAAGAUCGGGGUGCACAGUGGAACAGGAUUGAGACUAAGAUCGGGGUGUACAGUGGAACAGGAUUGAGACUAAGAUCGGGGUGCACAGUGGAACAGGAUUGAGACUAAGAUCGGGGUGUACAGUGGAACAGGAUUGAGACUAAGAUCGGGGUGCACAGUGGAACAGGAUUGAGACUAAGAUCGGGGUGCACAGUGGAACAGGAUUGAGACUAAGAUCGGGGUGCACAGUGGAACAGGAUUGAGACUAAGAUCGGGGUGUACAGUGGAACAGGAUUGAGACUAAGAUCGGGGUGUACAGUGGAACAGGAUUGAGACUAAGAAUGGGGUGUACAGUGGAACAGGAUUGAGACUAAGAUCGGGGUGCACAGUGGAAAAGGAUUGAGACUAAGAUCGGGUGCACAGUGGAACAGGAUUGAGACUAAGAUCGGGGUGCACAGUGGAACAGGAUUGAG
Oncorhynchus keta (chum salmon) is the source of this 4964-nucleotide messenger RNA. Its product is annotated as NACHT, LRR and PYD domains-containing protein 12-like. The transcript has 2 exons. The coding region runs from base 3262 to 3984 and encodes 240 amino acids. The record is from RefSeq and is a predicted model, not a curated record. Lineage: Eukaryota; Metazoa; Chordata; Actinopteri; Salmoniformes; Salmonidae. Gene Ontology annotation, molecular function: protein binding.